AUGCAAAAACUCAACACAUACGAAGCAACUCCUUGGGUAGCUGCCUAUUAAUGUUGCAUUGUAAUUUAUACUUUCAUCAGCUUUGGACUCAUUUUGGUUUCGGUUUUCAAUUAAUCUAUACUCAUGGAUUCUGUAUGUUAAAUUCAUAUUAUCUAAAGGCACCAUAAUUUUAUUCAGAUUGGGAUAAUAACUUUAUAGAAGAUAUAAAGAUUUCAAUCUCUUGUGAUGAAGGUUAUUAAAAUAUAUUAAAUUUCACAUGGCCUGGAACUGAACUUGGAUGUGAUUGUACUUAGUCAAAUGGAACAGAUUAAUACAAAUAUUCUAAGUAAAAAUAUAUAAAAAUUAAGUUAUUAUUAUAUGGAAUGUAGUGAAUUUAUGUUGGCUGAAAAUUGUUAAUCAGUAGAGCCAAUAAAUGAAUAAUAAUUCAAACAUUGGCCAUUUAUAGAUUAAACUUCUGUUAAAGGUAAAUUAUUAUAAUAUUUAUAUUCAGCUUAUAAGUUUUGUGCUAAAUAAAGUAAACAUACAGCAAUUGAAUCAUUUUAAAUUGGUGAUGCUACUGAAGGAUAUAAAAAAUGUGGCAAUUUUUUUUAAGUUCCAUCUGAUGAAUUAUGUCCAAUAAGUGAUUUUACAAUAUCUACAAAUUAAACUGGUAUAGAAAUUGGAACCACUGGAUAAUAUUUAAAAAUUUAAAGAGUUGAACAAAAUUAAAUACCCUUAAUAGGAUUCACAAUUGGAUUUAGUAUAUUAUAUUUUAAAAUUAAUAAUAGAUUCUAUAUGUUACUCAAUCUCAGAGAUUUAUGAAUUUUAGUAUUUAGAUAAGAUGAUCCAUUAUCAUUGCUAUGACAAUGAUGAAAGAUAUGUACGUUUAACAAAUGAUAUGAGUUAUAGUAAUUUGUUAAUGGUAAAUGAUGUAUAAGAAGAUUACAAUAAAUUGUAUUAAAAUUAAGUAAUUAAAGAAAGAAGUAAAUUAUAUAAAAUAUACUUUAGAUGUGAAUCUAUUUUACAAAUAGUUAACGCAAUUUCAUUACAAUACUUCAGAAUUGUGUUAAUAAGAUGAUCUUAAAUACAUACAUGAUUUAAAUAUGUAUAUAAAUGAUAAUGUAAUGGAUGUAUAAUUGGCAGCAUAAGUAAUAGUAGGAAUAUAAGCUGGAGUAUUUGGAUUCUUAGUUCCAUUAAUUUCAGCAAUAUCUUUGGUUGGUUGCAAUUUUAAAUAUACAAGUUUAAACAGAAAGAGUUCACAUUAUAAAGAUUUAUUUGGAUUUUGGUUGGGUGUUAAGAUGAUUGGAGAAAUCUUAUGUACAAUUAUAUUAGCAGCAGAUAUGGGAUAUUAAUAAUAAAUGAUGGAUCAUUUCUAUGAUUUUAUUAAUGCUGAUUGUUCUGAUAAGUUUUCUUUAGAAGAAAUGAGUGAUUUCUACCACAAAUAUGAAAUUAAGGUUUAUAAUUAUGUUCUUCUUAAUUUCAUUCUUUGUAUCAUUACAAAUGUCUUUGACUUUUAUGUUACUUAUCUUAUGUGUAGAGAUAAACACAAAGAUGGAAGCUACUUAAAAAAUAGUGAGAAUUCUCAUUAAAAGAAUUAUACUUCUACUCAUCCUGAUGAAAUACUCAAUAGAACCAAGAUUCAACCUUAAUCAGAAAUUAAAUAAUAAUUAAACCAAUAAAAUAAAAAUUUUGAAGAUGUUGAAAUACCAGGUGAUGAUAUGCCUAAACCACAUAAACCUGAGAAUUGAAC
This is a messenger RNA of Paramecium sonneborni, 1729 nucleotides long. NCBI's taxonomy places the organism in Eukaryota, Ciliophora, Oligohymenophorea, Peniculida, Parameciidae. The record is from the annotation of a GenBank genome assembly.